AUUCAAAUGGUUUAUCCGUUUACACUCGGAGCAGAGCCGACUCUGUUUACACUGUUACCAUUCCAUCCUCCUAUGCGUUAAUCAUUGAUAGGCAGUCAGGCCGUCAGGCAGUGUUGAUAUGAGAGGUAUUCCAAGUUCUAAGGUAGACUGUACGCAGCGGUACCAGCGGUACUCUAAGGUUUCAUGGAAUGUGCUGUGCAAUCAAGGUUAUAACCGCAGUGGUUAUAACUAGUGCUAUGCACUGUAAUGUUGUCCACUGCUGUGCGUCGCGCUGCCAACGCCUUCCGGAGGUACUGUGCCCAAUCGUAGAGCAACAGUCUGCCUGAUCCCGUGCAACAAUGGCAUCGCAAGCUGAGUGCAGGCGACGGUCUGACAGGCGCCUUGGAAGCCAGGCCAGCCAGGCCUCGGGACGGCGCUCGUGAACCGAGCGACCGUCGGAUGCAGCAGUGAAGAGCCCGCGCGAGACACUGGCAUGCACCUCGCCUCCAAGCUGCCCGCAUCAACCCUGUGUCGGACUGCUCUGGCCGUUGUGGCGUUUGUGGCCGCCUUCGCCUUCAUCCUGGUGAGCUACUUCGGCGGCGGCUCGUCGACGCGCCUCUCGUACCGCUGGGUGCGCCUGCAGCCUUCCGCUCGCCGGACAGCGCCCCAGGCCCGGCCCGCCAACGGCAGCACGGCACGCGUCUUCGACAUGGACGGCUCGGACGUGAUCGUGUUCCUGCAGAUCCAGAACGCCGGCGCCAACUUCUUGGAGCGCCGGCUCAUCGAAGACCUGGACCUAGCGCGGCCGUGCGUCUGCCGCAGGGGCAGGAAGCUGUGCCGCUGCCGCCGGCCCCACAGGGCGGGCUCGUGGCUCUUCAGCCGCUACACGCUGGGCUGGAAGUGCGGAGUGCACCCGGACUGGACCGAGCUCGUCGGCUGCGUCGACCGGGUGCUCGACGAGGACGAAGGGAGCCCCGUUAAGCGGAGGUACUUCUACAUCACGGUGCUGCGGGACCCCGUGACUCGGUUCCGCAGCGAGUGGCGCCGCUUCCACCAGAACCGGGGCUGGCACGGGGCACGGCCGCACCCCUGUUCCGACGACUCGCCAGCGGACGCCCCCACAUGCUUCGAGGCCCGCCGGCCGGACAACGUUUCCUGGGCCGAGUUCCUGGCAUGCCCGGCGAACCCGGCCCUUAACCGGCAGACGCACAUGCUCGCUGACCACGGCCUCGUUGACGGCUGCACCCGCAACGGCUCCGUGGACGAGCCGCUGGCCAGCGGCGACCGCGACACGGUCUUGCUGGCCAGCGCCAAGCGCAACCUGCGCCGCAUGGCCUUCUUUGGCCUGGCCGAGUUUCCCCGGCUCUCGCAGAGCCUCUUCGAGGCCACCUUUGGCGUCCGGUUUCGGCGGACGACAGUGCGGCAGCGGGGGUUCCUACGGAGCCGCUGGAAGGGGCGGCCGCGGGGUCCCCGUGGGGAUGCAGAGGCCGUCGCGUCUGCCAACGGCCUGGACGUGCGAUUGUAUGGCUACGCCAAGGAACUGCUCUUCUCACGGUUCCGUGCCCUCAAGGAGUCUAACCCCGACGCGGAGGAGGACAAAGCGGCGGGCGAAGGGAACUGGGCCGAGGAAGAAGACUUCUUCGACAACCUUUAGGUGCGGCCGAGUGCCUCACUACGGCGUUCGUAAAGCGUCUCCGACCGGUUUGCAUACUGCGUCCUCGAAUGUGGUCCCUCGACUUCGGCCCGGCAGCGUCGUACGAGCGUUGCAUUGACCCCCACCAGGAUCCUGGCAGUAGUACGGCAGCGAAAGGGGAUGUGGCAGGCGCCGUUUUAGCCGUAGGAUGCUCUCUAACUUGACAGUGCACGGAUGCUUUGGCAGCCAGAAGUUGGGACGCCAUGACAAUGGCGACUCGCAUUCGCUCAUACUUUUUGCCACGACUUCUGUGACCAACUGCCAGGAUCACAACGACGUCGCGCGCCAGCCUUUGUGACACCAUUUGCUGCCACUUUGGGACCACUUUCGGCGUGUGGUGGGUGAUGUAGGACGCCAAACGCACCUGUCCAAGACGUGAUUCUUGCAUCGUAGCCUGCCGUGGAAAGGAGGGGACGCUCUCCGUGGCCCCUCUUGCCUCCCGUUCACUCCUGGGCCCGCCCGGUCGUUGGUUUGUUGUCAUAUUUGCCCUGUCCCAUGUCUUCUAACAGUGCCUUUUCUAAAGAGGGGAAUUGCUAAGUUAUAUCUUUGCAAGUUUGAAUAGUUGGCUUGGUUUUUUUUUUUUUUAAUCCACCUCCCGGUGUAUUUUUUGCAGUAUACAAGCUUUUGCGAGGCUGCUGCAAACCGAGAAGGUGUCGUCUCAAACCCGCAUCGUCCCCAUGCCACAUCCGGUGUCAACACUCCCUAUUGGGCGAGUGGUCAAAGUGUGUCAUACGGUGAAGAGGAGGAACGAGGUUUAGAGACCUUAAUCUUAGUUGAGCUGGGCCUCCAUUGGUGCACUCGAGAAAUGGGCAAAUUUUUUUGCGCGUCUCUUACGCUAUUUGCAAGAUUGAUCGUCGAAUUUGUUGUGGCACGCUGAUCCCCAUUUAUGUGUGUGCGAUCGGACUUCCCAGUGUGAUGGUAAGGAUCGCUGUGUUUUGCUCGUACAAAGUGCGCACCUACCCACGCCUUCAAACUCUCAGCAAGACUCCUGAUAGGCAGCUGGCAAACACAGGCAUGUGUUUUUAUGUAUGGCAUUUGUAGACGUGUAUUUAGGGCUCCCAAUUUGUGUGGGUGCAUCAAAGAUGGUUGUUUUGUAAAUAUGCCAGCAUAGCAUUUCUGGCCGCUUAUACUAGUAUAUUUUUACCCUCUUAUGUAGAGGUGUGCGAAUAUUUGGAACUUGGAAUAAUUCGUAAGGCUGCUGGAUUUGCAGGGCUGCUGGAUUAUAUUUUCAAGGCUGUUGAUUAUAUUUUCAAAUGUUGAAUAUUUGAAAAUUAUAAUUAAUGUCUUCAGAACUCCACUUAUUUCUCACAUCGAGCUUCACCAGUGCUCUCACGUCGGGCUUUGCACUGGCGCUUGUCCAUCAAGCUUCUUUGCCUUGUACCGGUGUGCUCGGAGAAGCGACUCACAUGGAAGCGCAUCUUGAUUAGCUCAAUGAUCUUGGAAAAUUUUUUUUACUAUUGUAGAUUGAUAUGAAUGUAUCAAUCUAUAGUUGGUUUUACUUCAUGUGCGAGCAAAGCUGAAGCUACAAGCAUGAGCAUGUUGCCCUAUACAGUGCUUUCACUGCACGAGCGCAAGCUUGGCUGGGAUGUCGAAAGCUCGGAGCUCACACUUGUUGCUUCCACCACGCUUGCGCUUAAAGGCUGACGUACACUCUGCACUUUCUUGUUUGGCCCGCUUCCUUCUGAUAUCCUCUCCACACUUUACCUUGCCCAACUUGGCUCCCCCUCGUAGCUUAGGAGAGGGGAGUGCUAAGAGGGUUAUCUCCCCUGCAGAAAACCGAGGUUGUAUGUCAGCCUUUAAAGAGAAACGGAAUAAAACAGUGAGACAAGCCAACCACACCGUUGUUUAACUAUGGUUGUACAUAGCAUGCGCUUAGAAGCCUCAAGGCCCCAAGGUACUAUUGGCAAAACAAAUUUCAGCCACGGUGUAUUACACUAUCCAGGCUCGAUUUAUUGCAAAAUAUAUUUAAAAAAAUCUCAUUUGAUUGGCACUAAAUUAAACAAAACAAAAAAUUCAUAUUUGAUUUAAAGUAAAAAGAAAAAACUGAUAUUUGCACACCUCUACUCUUACAUUGUUACCUGCAUUCAAUCUAGCCCUAUGUGUUAAUGGGUGGCUAUUUAUGCUUUUUAGUUCUCUCUGCUUGUUUUUUUACACAUUAUGUCUGUAUACACAAGUUAAUUUAUUAUUCUUUACCCUGUUUGACGGAGCGUUGUUGGUCCAGCACCGUGUGUUCCAGCCUUGGCUAUGCUGCAAGUCACGUCCGACAUCACAGUGCUCAGGCUGAGGGCGCGGGUUGUCAAUGGAUAAACCCACGUAACUACUCGUCAUUAGGCUACAAACUUUCUGGGCCUAACUAUAACUGGAAAAUCACUCUUGAUGUUGAUUUACCUGUAAUAAAUUGGUGAAAUUUUC
Molecule: messenger RNA, 4084 nt
Organism: Ixodes scapularis (black-legged tick)
Lineage: Eukaryota; Metazoa; Arthropoda; Arachnida; Ixodida; Ixodidae
Product: heparan-sulfate 6-O-sulfotransferase 3-B
Exons: 2
Coding region: 473-1633 (386 amino acids)
Cellular component (GO): membrane
Molecular function (GO): heparan sulfate 6-sulfotransferase activity
Source: RefSeq, a predicted model, not a curated record